Molecule: messenger RNA, 1749 nt
Organism: Loa loa (African eye worm)
Lineage: Eukaryota; Metazoa; Nematoda; Chromadorea; Rhabditida; Onchocercidae
Exons: 15
Coding region: 1-1749 (582 amino acids)
Source: RefSeq, a predicted model, not a curated record
AUGGGUGAUCUUGUACGUGAUGCGUUGCGUACCACGGGUAUCGAUGAGGAAUUGGAAGAACUAGUCGCGAAUGCCAUAGUUCAAAGUUGGAGUGAAAAUCGCUCAAAAAGUGUAAUCAGUAAGCCAUCAACCAAACGGAAAUUAAAGAACAAAACUAAUGAACCAAACUUAACCAAAGUUCGAAUUAUAGCCGAACACUUAUGGAGGCGCUUGGAGCAAAUAUACGACACCAAACUACAAAUUUGGAAACGGAAUGAGGAAAAAAUGAUAGAUGAAAUGAUAACUAGGCUUCGACAUGAAUAUAAAGAAAAUCUUUUAUUAAAACAGAAACAACUGGAAGAAUUAGCGGAGCGUAAGAACGAUGAAUACAGGAAUAAGGAAGAUUGCCUACGGGAGGAUAUUCGAGUGACUUUUGAGAACAGAAAACUAGAAUGUGAAAAAGCUUGGCGAGAGAUCGAAAUGGUGAAGAAAGAGUUACGAUUUCAGAAGGAGUUGUUGGAUAAUGCUCGAGCGAACUUCCAGUCGAAAAAAGACAACGAACUGUAUCUUAUAGAGCAAGAAAGAUGUUCACUGGAGCAGAUCAGGGAUGGUCUGAGGAUUCAUGAAAGGAGUCUUGAUCAAAGAUUGCAAGAAGCGAUUAGAAAAGCACGCGAAAAGGACAAAACUCAACUAACGCAAAUGAUUUCCGAAUGGAAUAAAAAAGAAGCGACACUAUCGAAGAAAUAUGAAAUGGUUUGGAAUAAAAUAUGUGAAAUUUCGAGUGAACAGCAAUUUUCUGCCAAGGAAGCAACACGUUUAAAAAAACUACAGGAAAAAGUGAUCCAACAACAGAAGAAGCUCACAGAAACUAAACAAGCUUUAAAUUGUGCUUUAAAUAAACAACGGAAGACUAAUGAAGAUUUGGAGCGCGUUAAAAAAGAGAAAGAGAAGUUAUCCGAAACGAAUCAGAAGUUGAUGGAAAGAUUGGAAAAACGAGAUGCAACAAUUAACAGUUUAAAGAAACAAUUAAAAUUGAUAGAAGAAUCGGCUGCCUUACGUAUCAGUGAGUUGAAAUUCCAGCACAAGUUAACCGUAAACAAACUGCAAGCGCUCAGUAGAGAACUACACAGAUUCCAUUUUAGUGCAUUCGAGAAAUUUGAUCGACCCUAUCCUCAUCCUACCGCGGCAGUAGCAGCAAGGAUGACAACGAUCGACUCUGCUUCUUCAUCAACUCUUACGGAGUCGUCGUUGGAGCAGCAUUUCCGUGAUAGAAUGAAAGGUUUCGAUUUCACGAAGCAAGAGCUGGACUUAACGUUGAACAAACUGCGCGUAAGAAGUCAUUUUCGGCCUCUGGAUUACAUUCAUUCUAUUUCUUUAUCACAUGCUGAAAUCAGUGAGCUUGAAAAACCACUAUCUAGAAAUUCCUCAAGCAAGGAGGUCAAGCGGCUUCAAAGGGAUCCUUCGAUCAUCGAGACAAAUCUCGCCCACGGAAAAAUGGUGGAGAUGGAAGAAAGUGCUGCUCAUCCAGAUCCAAAAAAUGUUGAAAAGAAUACGGAAUUGGAGGUGACAAAUAAUUCAGCGGAAAUACAUACAGUUGACCCACUAAUGGUUCGGUAUAUGGAAAUGGUUCAAGAUCAGAAGGAAAAAGUAGAGCCGCUUCUCGAAGAGACGCCAAAGAAUGAAGAUAACGAACUACCGGAAGAAUCAUUUGUUAUUGAAGCAGGUGAAAGACCAGAUACACCCAGCACAUCCAGUGAUUUCGGCUGGUAA